AAACUACAGGACACUCACACGUUUGCGGCAGCACACCUAGCUAGCAUAGCUGGGGUGAGACACCUGGCCGGUGGCCGCAUGUUUCUCCAACACAAACACACUGUAAGAGCAGUCACUACACCAGCGACGUGCUCGCGAUGAUGAAUUGAUGAUCAGUGUCGCUGUUACAGCCUAAGCACCUAAUGAUCCGUCUGGCCCGUCUUACCUUUUUUUCGUCUCCAGACUGCUCCACGCAAAGCUUGACUUUUGCUUGUCCUGCCUCCUCCCAUGAGCUUGUAUUACGGCACUUUGCAUGUACCCGCGUCUUGGAUGAUGGCAUCGACUGCCGGUCUCGCGGGGUUGGAGGCAUGCAGAAUGUCUACUUUGCCUUUGAUGCUUGGCCGCGGCACCGUCAUCAUACAUACAACAACAGAGACGAGUACCCGCCAACUCGCAACUCGGCCAGAGGAUGGAGAAUCUCUCAAAGUACCAGUCCAGGCUGCUUCGAGGGGUCCUUUGCUGCGCUGACGCCCUCCUCUCCACCUGUGACUUUGUCCAAGGCUUGGUGCUCUUGGGGUGUUCUUGGCCUUGGCGAAGCUGACCAACGGCCAGAUCCCAAGGUUAUUCAGCUGAAUUUCAGCAAAAGGUCUUGUCACAUUGCGAGAUUGCCAAUGGGCUGUGAAGCUUGUGAGCCAUUGGCUUUGGGCCCAAUCCAAGAACUAGCCAAAGUUAUUGAUUAAAUAACAGUAUCUGAGAAUAUUGGUCUGGUUAUGUGGUACAUGUUGACCGAAACAAGUCGUCUCCAUUGGUCAUCGAUCACUGCUGAAACUCCCGGGUUCGACGAGUGUCGAGACAUUCUGUCGAUGACCCAUGAGUUUCAUUUGCUAC
Messenger RNA from Colletotrichum phormii, 867 nucleotides. RefSeq lists its product as uncharacterized. The transcript is spliced from 2 exons. The record is from RefSeq and is a predicted model, not a curated record. Bases 183 to 719 code for a protein of 178 amino acids. NCBI's taxonomy places the organism in Eukaryota, Fungi, Ascomycota, Sordariomycetes, Glomerellales, Glomerellaceae.